Staurois parvus is the source of this 828-nucleotide messenger RNA. The record is from the annotation of a GenBank genome assembly. Lineage: Eukaryota; Metazoa; Chordata; Amphibia; Anura; Ranidae.
GGUGACCUGUCCACACAGAGUGCUCCUGCCACCAUUCCCCCCCAGCAGAACCUUCUCCUUCCCCCUUCUAGUGUGCCGGACCCCGGACACCACCUGAAACCCUCACCCUCCAGUGACAUCCUCUGCUCUGCCUUCACCAGUGAUGCUGCCCUCUCUGUACCCAGUUUAUCCGCCCAGGGACAAGGCUGGGCCAAGUUUAACUGUGCAUCAGAGCGGGUCUCCUUCAAAAUGGCCGGCAGGAGGACGCGAUUUCUGAGUACGCCCUGCUUGGCUCUUUGGAAGAUGGUGAAAAAAGUCUGCCCUUGCAACCAGCUCUGUAGGACAAGCAGUACAAAUACAGUCGCCCCUUCUACUGCUCCAGCCCCACAAACCAACACAGCCCCUGUAUCCUCCAGUCGGAAGGGGACAUUCACAGAUGAUCUGCACAAGCUUGUUGAUAACUGGGCCCGGGACGCCAUGAACCUAACUGGAAAAAAGGGUAGCAAAACACCUGGACAUCCCAGCUAUGAAGGUCCUGGCAUGGCUCGGAAAUUUUCUGCUCCUGGACAGUUGUGUGUGAAUCUUCCUCCAUCCCUUGGGGUACCUGUUUCCAUGCCUACAGCCUCUGCCAACUCCCUGGCUCAAUACCCCAAAGGUGCCCCCCCUCAGCAGUACGGGUUCCCCGGUGCAACCUUCCAAGGACAGUGGAGUGGUCCCGGACUCCCACCAUCUUCCCAGCCCAUCAACCAGUUCCCGCCGACUGUGACUACUUCCUUACAGAACUUCAACAUCAGCAACCUUCAGAAAUCAAUCAGUAACCCUCAGGGGUCCAACCUGAGGACUACCUAG